Molecule: messenger RNA, 1396 nt
Organism: Cottoperca gobio
Lineage: Eukaryota; Metazoa; Chordata; Actinopteri; Perciformes; Bovichtidae
Gene: hsf2bp
Product: heat shock transcription factor 2 binding protein
Exons: 10
Coding region: 223-1260 (345 amino acids)
Cellular component (GO): cytosol
Source: RefSeq, a predicted model, not a curated record
CUGGAGAAUCACAAAACCCGGACUGGAGUCUGGCAGAGUGACUGAGAGCACGUUCAGGCGUUUCAGGGAUUUGUUUCAGACGGUUUUAGGUCAAAGCCGGUCAGGAACACAAUCCAUCGUUGUGCUGCCUACAGGUUCGACGAAUACGGAGGUCCUAAACACUUUGUUAAUGCUACCGACGAUGCUAACACUCCCACAGGAGUAUAAGAAGACAACCGUAACAUGUCAGCGUCAUUAGGCGGGAAACCGCUGCCUCUGAGUCAUGGUGCGAAGAUGAAGGCGAGGAAACAGGAUGGAUUUGUCAGAGUGAAGAAAAGUGAUUUAGAGAAGUUGACCACAGAAGUCAUGCAGCUGAGGGAGUUCCUGCCCAGGGUUCUGAAUAGGGACCUGAUUGAAAUGCUGCAUAAAGCUCGAACAGCUCAGACAAUGAAGGAACACCGUGCGCAGGAUCAGGAGAAGUUGCGACAGGACUGUCUGCACCUUCAGUCCCGACUGGAUGCAGUGCAGACUGAAUGUCAGAAAGAGAGAGAGGAGAAGCUGCUGUUGCGUGAGCAGCUGUGGCAGAGUGGAGCAGAGCUGCAGCAGCAGGCAGACUUCUGCUCUGCUCUGGGAUCUGCAGCCUGCAGUCUGCUGUGGAGCUGCUCUGCCGGCGAGGACACGGUCACACGCUGGCUUGCUGAUGGAAAGCUGCAGACCUUCCUGUCUGUAGCUGCUCAGACUCUGGAGAGCUUCGUCAGGUCUCUGGACGAGGAGGCGAAAUCUCAAACCGAGGACCACAACUCCCAGGAGCACCAGUUUGUGCUGGCUCUGGCUGGAACCAUUACUAACGUAGCGGCGGUCACGUGUGGCCGGGACUUCCUGUCCACCUCGGCUCAUAUCCUCCUGGACACUCUGAUGAAGCUGUUGGAGCUGAUGAAGCCUGGUGUCUUCCCCAAACUGAAAGUGUUGAUGCUGAUGGCUCUGUAUAACGUCAGCAUCAGUGUUCAAGGACUGAAGUGCAUCAGUGAGAACUCAGGACUCCUGCCUCUCAUCUGGACCCUGCUGGACGAUGGAGACUGGGAGGUGUGUCUCCACUCGCUGCGUCUCCUGCAGUCGGUGUUGUUGGAGGAGGAGGCGCCGCUCCUGCUGGGCCCUGCUCUCCUGGAUCCAGAGCUCCAGGCUCGUGUCAGCCGGCUCACCUCCGGCGUGCAGCCCAGCCUGAGCCUGGCUGCCCGGCAGACCCUGGAGGACCUGCAGGCGCUCCAACAGGGUCGGGGAUGAGCAGCCUCUGAGGUGCAGACAGUGUCUUCAGUCUUCCCUUCAUGUCACAUGACAUCUGUGUGUUGUGAGCAGAGAAUGUAGAGAUGAACGUGUUCAUGUUAUUGUUUCAUUAUUAUAUUAAAAAGAACCUUUUAUA